AUGUCCCUUCGCAAUAUCAGAUUACAAGAAGAGAGAAAACAAUGGAGAAAAGACCAUCCGUUUGGCUUUUUCGCUAGACCAAUAAAAGGCGCAGAUGGCUCUUUAGAUUUGACUCAGUGGAGAGCUGGAAUUCCAGGAAGAGCAGGCACGAUAUGGGAAGGCGGUGUUUACCCACUAAAAUUAACCUUUCCUCCAGAGUAUCCAUCAAAACCACCCAUAGUCAAGUUCCCGGCAAAUUUUUACCAUCCAAAUGUGUAUCCUAGUGGUACUGUUUGUUUAAGUAUAUUGAAUGAAUCUCAAGAUUGGAAACCAGCAAUCACUUUGAAGCAAAUAGUGUUGGGUGUACAAGAAUUAUUAGACACGCCAAAUCCAGACUCGCCUGCUCAAGAGCCUGCUUGGAAAGCUUUCAGCAAGGACCCGAAGUUAUACGAAAAGAAAGUAUUGGACCAAGCUAAACGUUUUCCGCCUUCGGUAUAA
Lodderomyces parapsilosis is the source of this 477-nucleotide messenger RNA. RefSeq names its product E2 SUMO-conjugating protein. Lineage: Eukaryota; Fungi; Ascomycota; Pichiomycetes; Serinales; Debaryomycetaceae. Gene Ontology annotation, cellular component: nucleus. Gene Ontology annotation, biological process: protein sumoylation. The coding region runs from base 1 to 477 and encodes 158 amino acids. Gene Ontology annotation, molecular function: SUMO conjugating enzyme activity. The record is from RefSeq and is a predicted model, not a curated record. The transcript has a single exon.